Molecule: messenger RNA, 5264 nt
Organism: Coffea arabica (coffee)
Lineage: Eukaryota; Viridiplantae; Streptophyta; Magnoliopsida; Gentianales; Rubiaceae
Source: RefSeq, a predicted model, not a curated record
CCGAUGGAGGUAUUCCUUCACUAGCUCCUUUAACAUACUCUUAAGUUUAUUCAGUUUAUUCAAAGUAUUUUGUAACCACUUUUGUAGUUUCUGCUCUGGUAUGGUUUACUUAUUUCAUGCAACGAACUAUGCUCUCUUCCCUGCAUGCUUAUAUGGACAAUAAAAAUCAGUUGCAUUAACUAACAAGCAUCAUGAAUUCCUCUGAGUUAUAUGCACAAAAUCAUGAUCUCAAAAUUCGUGAGAAAAAAAAUGAGCGAAAUAAAAAAAACAGAGAAAAAUUUGCUGGUCUUUCUGUCGAACAAAAGGAAGCUCAUCGAAGAAAAAAUAGAGAAGCGUAUCACAGAAGAAAGAUGAGCAAACUGUUGUCCAAGACGCUUGAUCCACAAUCUGUACAACCUACCAAACAGUGCAACAUCAAACCAUUUGUCAAACCAUCCAAUACCAAUAAUGAUAAUAAUGGAGUGCUGAUGCCACAGCUAAUUCAGCAGCAUCUUCAUGACACAGUUGGAAUAUAUAAUAAAAGUACGCUUCCUCGAACAUCUGAUAGAAAUGCCACUGGAACUCUUACUUCUAACCUUCAAUUACCUGGCUCCAAGAAUCAGACUAACACUGAUGAUCGAUUCUGUGUAUCCUACCCUGGAUCAAAGCUCAAAAGUAGUCUCUUCUGCUUUUCUACUUAUGAAGAAGGUAAUUCUUCAGCCACCAACCAUAAGCAUAUAUGCUCAGAUAGUGCCCCACCGCAUGACAAAGCUGAAUCUUUCAUGUGUAUGAACUGCUUCAAAUUUCUUCCCCAAAACAUAGAAGAUGCUUCAGAAUUGUUAGCAUUUGCAACAGAAUAUCAAAUGAGCCAACAAUGCUUAAAAUCUAUUGCUAAAACACAUAAAGGCAACAAACGUUCAAGGUCAGGAAAAACUCAGAAAUCUCACACCAGAGGUGAAAAAGUUCCAGAUGGAAUUGAAGCACUGAAAUGCAUCAGCAGUGAACCAGACAUACUGGCUCCCAAACCAGAUUGCAGCUAUUGCGAAGCAAAAAAACUUUAUUCUGAAACACCAAAUUUCUGCUGUUCUGCUGGUCAGAUAGUUCUCCAAGAGAACAAACUUCAAGAUAUUCUGAUAGAACUAUAUACUGGUCAUUCUGCUGAAGCUCUUUCUUUCAGAACAUAUGUCAGAACAUAUAAUAAUAUGUUUGCCUUCACUUCUUUCGGAGUACAUUAUGACAGAUCCCUAUGCAGAAGAACUAAUGGUAUCUACACAUUCAAAGUCCAGGGACAAACCUAUCACUUCAUCAAGGAUCUUAUUCCACAUGAGUGCAGGACUGUUUAUUUGCAGCUAUAUUUUCAUGAUACAGAGCAUGAGUUAGAAAACAGACUGGCUACAUCAGAGAACCUAACAGAAAGUGCAGUGAAAAAAAUUAUGCAUGUCAUGGAAUCGAAUCCAUAUGCCUCUUUUCUCCGAAGCUUAAAAAAUGUUCCGAAUCUCGACUCAUAUCAAAUCGUCUUAAAGUCUCAUUCAGAAAAUGACCAGAGGGUUUGGAAUCAACCAACUGCAUCUCAAAUUGCAGCCUUGUGGGUAGAGGGCCAAGAAUCUGGAGAAGGAUACAAAAGGCAUAUCCAAAUCUAUACUAAAGAAGGCAAGGAUCAUCUGGUGCACUACUAUUAUGGAUGCUAUGAUCCAUUGCAGUAUCCGCUGCUGUUUCCAUUUGGAGAGACAGGAUGGCAUCCUGGUAUAAAAAGAACAGCACCACAUAAUCCAAACAAAAGGAAAAGAUACAACAGAACAGCCAACUGCACUCUUGCUUCUACUGAUUGCAAAUCUGCAGAAGAACUAAUAGCAGCUGAACACCAAGCUUCUCACAAUCCUGAAAACAAUAAAGAGUUUGUAUCUAUGCGUGAGUAUUACGCAUACAAGUUGCAGAUGCGAGAAAAAUACACUCCAGGCAUACUCAAUACCGGCCGACUACUUCAACAAUAUGUCAUCGAUAUGUACAUCAAGAUAGAAUCUCAGAGACUUGAUUAUUACAGAAGCCGCCAACAGUUAAUAAGAAGAGAGGAACCUCAAGGCAUAAUGGACAGUGUCAUCUCAGGACAUUGCCAAGGAUCCAAAAUAGGUCAGCGAGUUAUUCUUCCAGCAUCAUUCAUAGGUGGUCCUCGUGACAUGAGAAGAAGAUAUGUUGAUGCUAUGGCUCUUGUGCAAAAAUUCGGCAAACCAGAUUUAUUUAUCACUAUGACGUGCAAUCCUUCAUGGCCUGAGGUGAAAAAACACAUGCUACCUACUGAUGAAGGUCAUAACAGACCAGACUUACUCGCUCGAGUUUUCCAUGCUAAGCUUGAUCUUUUGAAGGACCAACUCUUCAAGAAACAAAUAUUUGGAGCAGUAGCAGCUUAUACCUAUGUUGUUGAGUUUCAAAAACGUGGUCUACCGCAUACUCAUUUCCUCAUAAUCUUAGAGGCAGCUUCAAAACUUUAUUCCACGGAAUCUUAUGAUAAAAUCGUGAGUGCAGAAAUUCCAGAUAUAACAGCAAAUCAACAUUUAUUCAGAAUGGUUCGAAAGCACAUGAUCCACGGUCCUUGCGAAGCACAAAAUCCAGAUAAUGUUUGUAUGCAAGGAAAUCAGAAGAAAAGAUGCAUAAAUAAUUACCCAAAAUCAUUUGCUCAGACAACCUUUCAUGGAAAGAAUGCGUAUCCUACUUAUCGAAGGAGAAAUGAUGGACAGAAAAUAACUGUUCGUGGCCAUCAGCUUGAUAACAGAUGGAUAGUUCCACACAACAGAUACUUAUUGGCAAAAUUUGAUUGCCACAUAAAUGUCGAAAUCUGUUCCACUGUGAAAGCUGUCAAAUAUAUAUACAAAUAUAUAUACAAGGGUCAUGAUAGGAUUCAUUUCAGAGUAAACUCAGAUGCUCUUGCUCAAGACAAUAAUAGCUCCCAACCUCUUCCAAUCGAUGAAAUAAAGGACUUCCAAUCAGCUCGAUGGGUGUGUGCAGUUGAAGCAAUUUGGAGAGUGUACAGAUUUAACCUCAGUGAGAUCCACCCUUCUGUAAUUCAUCUCCAGCUCCAUCUACAAAACUGUCAGUCCAUGAGUUUCACACCUGAUCAAGACCUACGAGAUGUAAUCAGAAACAAGUAUACAAAAAGAACUAUGUUAACUGAAUUCUUUUACAUGAAUUCUGUGGAUGAGUUAGCUCAGCAUCUUAAGUGCACAUACAAAGAAUUCCCAGAGCACUUCGUUUGGUACCCCGGAAGAAAAAAAUGGGAACCUAGAAAGCAAAAGGACUGUAUUGGCAGAAUUGUCACAGCAGGUAUAAAAGAAGGAGAACGUUAUUUUCUUCGACUACUCCUAACACAUGUGAAAGGCCCCAAAUCAUUUGAAGACCUCAAGACAGUGAAUGGAACAUACGUAAACACAUUCCGUGAAGCAGCAAUUCUCAGAGGAUACUUUGAAUCAGAUACAUCGCAAGAAGAAUGCCUUGAAGAAGCCAGUUCAUAUCAAAUGCCAUACAUAUUGAGAAGGCUGUUUGCAACUUUGCUGGUACACUUUCCUCCAUUAAAUGCUAGAAAGCUAUGGGAGAAAUUUGAACAUUGUCUAUCAGAAGAUUUCAUAAAAAUACCAGAUAUAUCAACUGAUGAAACACGAUACAAGGUUCUAGAACAGAUAAACAAUUUUCUUGAAUCUAUGGGAAGAGAUAUUAACUCAUAUGCUCUGGUUCCAUAUCCUUUGAAUUUUAAUGAUCUGAACAAGAGCACGAGGGACACAAUAGCAGAGACAAGGAUCACUGUGCUAGAGUCUGAUCUGCAAAAAAUUGAUCUGUUAAACAAUGAUCAGAAAACUGCCUUUGAUAUAAUCACUCAUGCAGUCUUCCAAAAGAAACAUGGAUGCUUUUUUGUUGAUGGUCCAGGUGGAACCGGAAAAACUUUCCUUUAUCGAGCAUUAUUAGCUGAGGCAAGAUCCAAAGGAUUCAUUGCACUGGCUACAGCAUCAUGCGGAGUAGCAGCUUCAAUAUUGCCCGGUGGGAGAACAGCUCACUCAAGAUUUAACAUACCAUUAGAUACAACAAAAAAUAAGAAUUGCAGAAUCAGCAAGCAAAGUUCGUCAGCAGAACUUCUGCAAAAAGCCAGCCUUAUAAUUUGGGAUGAAGCUCCGAUGAUAAAUAAAGGUUCAAUAGAAGCUGUUGAUAGAUUACUCCAGGAUCUAAUGGACUCAAACGCCUUAUUUGGAUCUAAAGUGAUCGUUUUCGGAGGAGAUUUUCGACAGGUAUUACCAGUUGUUCCUAAAGGAACAAAAUCAGAAUUCAUUGAUGCCAGCAUAGUCAACUCAUAUAUAUGGCCACACCUUCAUAAGCUUCAACUUACAGAAAACAUGAGAGCAAGGGAUGAUCCAGAAUUCAUUGAAUAUUUGCUUCGUGUUGGAAAUGGAACAGAGCCUACUGUCAACAACGACUGCAUACAAAUACCUCCAUCAAUGCUGAUAAGAUAUACAAAUGAUGAAGAUUCAAUCAAACAGCUGACUACCACAGUAUUCCCAGAUUUGUCAAUAUUCUCUCAUCAUGAUUUCUCAGCUGUAAAUUGUGCUAUACUCACAACAAAAAAUGAGUUUGUUGAUCAGAUUAAUCAGCAGCUGAUACAUGAUAUGUCUGGUUGCAUUCAAGAAUACAUUAGCCGAGACAAAUGUAUUGAAGAUUCUGACCAAACAAUCAUGGAGGACUUCAUAAAUGCCCUAACACCAAAUGGAUUUCCACCUCACAAAUUGAUUCUCAAGCCAAACACUCCAAUUAUGCUCCUCAGAAACAUAGAUCCGCCCCAAGGACUAUGCAAUGGAACAAGGCUCAUCUGCAAAUCCUUAAAGUCCAAUGUCAUAUAUGCUACAAUAAGUUGUGGAGAAUUCACUGGCAAGGAAGUCUUCCUUCACAGAAUCUGCUUCAGAAUAGAAAAUGAUCCAGAGUCGCCAGUAUCUUUUGAAAGAAUACAAUUUCCCAUUCGACCAUGCUUCGCUAUGACUAUCAAUAAAGCUCAAGGGCAGACUCUAGAUUUCGUGGGAAUAUAUUUACGUGAACCAGUUUUUUCACACGGCCAGUUAUAUGUAGCAAUGUCAAGAGCUAAGAACAAGAGUUCAAUAAAAAUUCUGAUCAAACCAGCUAUAUUUAGCACUGGAGAAGACUCAAUAACACAUAAUGUAGUAUAUAGAGAAGUAUUAGAUUUGGCAAAUGAAUAACUUUCUUAUCCAUUCAUGCGCAUAUGGUUCUAUAGCAUACAUUAAGAAUUCUGUUCUCAU